AUGGCGGAUCCUCUGAGCAUCACUGCUUCAAUGCUGGCUGUUAUCACAGCUGCCGUUCAGUCAGUCAAGUCGCUCCACGGCACCGUCAGGCGCUUCAAGGAUCGCGAUAAGUCCCUACGCAGACUUCAAAAUGAGCUCGAGGACCUCACAAGCAUCCUAGGCUCACUGGGAGAGGUAAUGAAUGCAGAUAUGUCGAUGUUAACUCUGCUUCAGGGCCCUGUUGAGCGUUGCAGCCAAAUAUGUCGAGAAUUUGAAAAGGCAAUGGAGAUAUUUAGUCGAAAGUCAACGACAGGCUUUCGUGAUUGGGCAAAGCUGGAGUUCAUGAGGGGUGACAUCAACGAAUUUAUUGACAACAUUGCGGGAUACAAGUCAACGAUCUCUGUUGGAUUGGGUACUAUCACUAUGCAUUCUUCCAAGGUGUCCGAACGAGUCCUGCAAGAGUACAAUGAAAUGAUACAGGACACGGCCUAUGAUCUAGACAUUCACCUGCGACGGAUUGACGAAAAAUUGGCACGUCUCACGACUCAAGAUGAUAAUGCCUCAUAUGUGAGCAUUAAUCUGGAGGAUGAGAGGGAGGUGACGAAGCAGUGUCUUCGCAUCUGCCAAGAUGCGAAGAGUUUCCUCGAGACUUUAACACAAAGGGAGUCUGCCGUGCUGCAAGAGGCCCCCCGAAAUAUCACCCCAGAUGAUGUGCAAGCCCGCUUCGAAGCUCAGCUGCUGACACGCCAAGCUUUGGAUGAAAACAGAGCUGGUUUUACGGGCAUCAUCAGGCGCCUUCAGGAACGGCUGGAUUCCCUAGUGACAAACACGGACCAAAACGACAAGGAGCGAUUGGCACUGCAGGAAGAUAUUCAGAUUUCAAGGCAAUGCUUAGAAGUGUGCAACAUGGCCAGUGAAGUCUCUCGACAGAAAAUCUACAGGAUUGGAGAGGUAGUUGCCGAUGGCGACAGUGAUCAGGUAGUGGUGACUACCCUAGCUGAUUUAUUUGAUAUUAAGAAAGCCCUGUCCAAAGGUAAUUCGGCACAAUUAGUUGGCUCAAUGACGGAAGAUGCUCUUCGAAACCUGACCGACAAGCGUUACAGCAGCCGCUUUGCCGCAGUUGCCACACAGUCUACUGAGGUUGCCACUCCAAGCUCUCCUUCCACCCUUGGGACGCAGAAUGACAAGCCUCCAGUUGGCGUUAGCGAAGGGGGGCUUCCUCAAACUCAACGAUCGGGGCCAAGACGGGCUAGACCGUCUCCAAAUGAGAUGAGAAAACGGGCUGUGACUGGUACGGCGCAGAGCGAUGACGACGAGUAA
Molecule: messenger RNA, 1299 nt
Organism: Aspergillus lentulus
Lineage: Eukaryota; Fungi; Ascomycota; Eurotiomycetes; Eurotiales; Aspergillaceae
Source: RefSeq, a predicted model, not a curated record